AUGGCGGUUCAAGUCGUGCACACCACGGGCUCACGCAACGAGGAAGGCGCCCGAGGUUGCGGGCUGGGUUGGAGGACGAAUGAGGUGAAGGUAACGCAGACGGUUGGGGGUAGUUGGAACUUGGAAGGCAGAAAGGAGGAAAGACGCCUACUCUACUUGCGCGCGCUCACCAGUGGGACCGCCGUCGCGUUCGCUCCAGCCGAUUCUCCCCUCCCCCCGACCUUCACCCACGUCCCGUCGUCGUCCAAAGCCUCCCUUCCAACCGAAGGCCCACAGUUUCGAGUGGUGCCCAAAGCGGGUGCUGUUCACUCUUCCCCAGUUGUCGUCACGGACCACGCCGGCUGGUGGGUCGACGGUACGGUUGGGAGCUUGGACGGCCUGCCCGAGAUCGCGGACGCGAUAGGGGAAGACUUGACGGUCAUAUUCGACUGGGGGGUGCGCAUGGGCGCGGACCUGUUGAAGGCCGUCGCGCUGGGCGGGCCGCGCUUCCUCUUCGCGGACCUCGACAUCCCCAUGACCAUCGCUGGGUAUCGUCCGAUCCAGGAGGACGUUUUGGAAAAGAAAGACGAAGUGCUGCGCUGCUGCGUGAGCGGAGUGCAUCCAGCGUUUGGCGAGCUUGCGAAGUGGUAA
This is a messenger RNA of Epithele typhae, 630 nucleotides long. RefSeq lists its product as uncharacterized. The record is from RefSeq and is a predicted model, not a curated record. The coding region runs from base 1 to 630 and encodes 209 amino acids. The transcript is spliced from 6 exons. Gene Ontology annotation, molecular function: oxidoreductase activity. Lineage: Eukaryota; Fungi; Basidiomycota; Agaricomycetes; Polyporales; Epitheliaceae.